Vollenhovia emeryi is the source of this 2606-nucleotide messenger RNA. RefSeq names its product peroxisomal acyl-coenzyme A oxidase 3 (gene Acox3). Gene Ontology annotation, cellular component: peroxisome. The record is from RefSeq and is a predicted model, not a curated record. Bases 300 to 2330 code for a protein of 676 amino acids. NCBI's taxonomy places the organism in Eukaryota, Metazoa, Arthropoda, Insecta, Hymenoptera, Formicidae. The transcript is spliced from 12 exons. Gene Ontology annotation, biological process: lipid homeostasis; fatty acid beta-oxidation using acyl-CoA oxidase. Gene Ontology annotation, molecular function: FAD binding; fatty acid binding; pristanoyl-CoA oxidase activity.
ACUCUAAAUACAAGCGAACAGGACUGGUCACCUUUCGCGCGGGGUAGAUAGCUGGGCACGUUUAUCGCCUCGUCUCGUUAUCUAGCUGCCUUGUUGCCCCACUCGACCUUAUGUCAGAUGACAUGUUUUUUUCACAAGCGUUCUCGAGUGAUUAUCGAAAGCGCCAGUCAGCGGCCGGGGAUAACGAUCGCCGCGGCGUCAACGUGAUACAUAACUUUUCGUGACAGUAAUUAAAACAGCAUCAAACUUGUAAUUAUGCAGAAACUGCUGAAUAACCUUUUGCAAGGCAUAAGCGCACGAUGUCCACCGCCAGUGAUAUAAUAAGCGAUCCGCCGAGGGGACCGCUGGACGUUUACAGGAAACGAGCAACGUUCGACUGGAAGUCGUUCAAGUUGUCCCUGGAAGGAGAGGAUGUCGUGCGGAGCCAGAAAAAAUUAUGGCAACUUCUCGAAAACCACCCUGCGUUUCGAAGGUCGACGUCGCCGGAGAGUCUGGAUGAGCUUCGGAGACGCAGCAACGCUCAGAUACAAGUGCUCUACGACAAUGGCAUAGAUCCAUUGGAAGAUUUUAAAUCUUACCUUUAUAUUUUUCAAUACGAUGGGUCGAUACCGAUAAAAAUGAGUAUCACGUAUGGUAUGGUUCCAAGUUCCAUAUUAGCGUUGGGUACCAGUCAACAUCAACAUCUUGUAGCAGAAUUUGGAAGUGGCCACUACAAUGGCUGCUUUGCGUUGACUGAAAUUUCUCAUGGAACCAACGCGAAAGGCAUGCGAACCAGAGCAACGUAUGACGUGGCGACGAAGAGUUUUAUCCUUCAUACACCUGAUUUUGAAGCAGCAAAAUGUUGGGCAGGUGGUUUAGGAAAAUGCGCGACACACGCCCUUGUAUUUGCGCAGCUAAUUACACCGGACGGGGUGAGCCACGGCCUGCACGUUUUCAUCGUACAGAUUCGCGAUCUGAAAACUCAUCUGCCUCUUCCCGGCGUCGUCGUUGGUGACAUGGGCGAAAAGAUAGCCCUUAACGGAAUAGACAAUGGAUUUUUAAUGUUCAACAAUUAUUCUGUACCGCGUAGUUGCCUGUUAAAUCGCACCGCGGAUGUCAGCGAAGAUGGGAAGUACGUCAUCGCUUUGAAGGACCAACGAAAGAGAUACGGCUUGUCGUUGGGUGCACUCUCGGGAGGUCGUGUCGCCAUUACUGCGAUAUGCAUGCAUUAUAUGAGCCUUGCACUAACGAUCGCCAUACGUUACUGCGCAGUCAGGAAACAGUUCGGCCCCACCCAGGAUAAUGAAUUGCCGGUUAUAGAAUAUCAGACGCAACAAUGGCGCAUCCUUCCUCAUUUAGCCGAGGUGUAUGCGAUAAAAAUAUUUUCUAUGACGUUGCAAAAAAGUAUGCUUGAGCUUCAACUAAGCCGCUUCACGAAUGACGAUGAAGACACGCUUGCCGAUAUAGGAAUGGAGAUGCACGCGUUAUCUUCUGCAGCGAAACCAUUUUGUUCAUGGACUGCGCGCGACGCGAUUCAGGAUUGCAGAGAAUCUUGCGGUGGGCAUGGAUACUUAAAAAUGUCUCGUUUGGGUGAUAUAAGAGCUCAAAACGAUGCAAAUUGUACGUAUGAGGGGGAAAACAACGUACUUAUUCAACAAGCAAGUAACUGGUUGUUAAAUCAAUGGGCUAAUAUUAAUAAAGGACAGUCCGUACCAUCUCACCUUAAUUCUGUGGACUUUCUGGUGAAUGCAGAGCAAAUACUUCAAACUAAAUUUAAUCAAACUACAACGGAAGGUGUAUUAAAACCUGAAAAUUUGCUCCUAGCUUUUAAAUGGUUAGUUUGUUAUUAUUUGAAAAAGACACAUCAACGUGUGAAGGAACUCGAAUCAAAUGGAUUGUCUGAUUUUGAUGUAAAAAACAAUUCCCAAUCGUUUUUAGCACGAACCUUGUCUCUCGUAUAUGCAGAGCAUGCCGUACUACUGUAUUUUAUCAAAUGUUUGCACGAUCCAAAAUGGACCGUAAACGAAAGAGAGGUACUCACAAAAUUGUGUUCUCUAUUCGGAGCUAUAACAUUGGAGAAGAGAUUGGGAGACUUGUACGGCGGUGGUUAUGCCUCUCCUAACAGUAACAUAGACGGUUUUUUGCGGGAAGGAAUUAUAACGCUCUGCAAAGAUUUAGUUAACAAUGCUGUUGCGCUAGUUGACGUACUGGCGCCGUCAGACUUCGUUCUUAAUUCUGCUCUAGGAAUGUCCGAUGGCGAGGUAUACAAGCACAUAAAAGAGUGGAUAUUUAAAGACAAAGAAAACUUGGAACGUCCAUCGUGGUGGAAAGAAAUCCAAUCUAAAUUGUAAUAAAAGUAUGAGACUUAAGAGUGCAAAUUUCUACUUUUGUUUUACAUAGACUUCAAAGUAAUAUCUUCAAAUGAUAAUUUAAAACAAACGCACAAAUUCAUGUUGUUCAGAGUUGUGUAGAUAUUGAUUGAAAUGUUGAAAUAAUUUAUUAUAUGCUGUAAAAAUUAGUGCCUUGACAUAAAUUCUUGUUGCACUUUUAAUCGGUGACUAAUAUCAUGUUAAUAUUUUAGUAUUAAAAUUGAAUAUAGUUUUUAUAUAUACAUUGUUAUAACGGUU